GAGUGACGCACAUACGUCUUGUACUCGCAGGCCUACGUGACGCGCGAGCCCCGAAUCAACUGAUACUGUGUAUAAAUGAACCCUUUGCGUGAUUUACCAGGAUUUCCACGCAGCGAAAUGUAUGAAGAGAUGUCAGUAGACAGAAACUGGACGGACACCGAGACGAGGGCGCUGCUGUACAUCCGACAGGACGAUGAAAUCAGUAGGCAAAUCAGCGGAACGGUUCGCGACUCUCUUAUUUACGCUGAAAUAUCAAGGCUUCUGCGGGUGCAAGGGAUUCACAGAACCAAGCAACAGGUCACCAACAAACUGAAAACACUCAAGCAGAAGUUCCUGAAACUACACGAGCAUCACAAAAACAACGGCCACGGCAGAGUGUACUGGAAUUACUAUGAUCUCUGCAAGUCCAUCUGGGGCAGCAAGCGCUCCACAGACGCUUUAACACUUCAUAAUAACGUGAAGCUCGAAGAGCCCCAGAGUACAUCCAUCGAGGACGCGAGGAACGAGAGCAGAUCCACAGACAUCGAGGUGUCAGUCAGUCACGACGAGGAGACGAACGACACGAUAGACGUUGGUGCUCAACCUGUGAAGAAGAAGGCCAAAAAACAUUCCAUUAGUGACUCUGUGAGAGCUCAAGAACCUCUCCACGUGCAGAAGCAGAGGGAGUAUGAGGAACGCUUGCGAAGAGAAGCCAGAGAAGAGCAGAAGGAGGACCGAGCGAGUCUUAUGGCCAUGUGGAAGGAGAUGAUGGAGUUUCAAGGGAACCUGUUAAAGGAGUUUGUUCACCGCCCAUCUCUGCCUUCACAUCCAUCUUACCACAGACAUGCUCUUCACAACCAAGGAUGCUCUAGUUUUCCAAGCACUGGCUACAUGGCACCGUACGACUCCCCACGAGCUGAAUCUGAGAAUGAAAGUGCAAUCUUACAUGAGGAAGAGGAGCAGGAGGAAGAGGAGAAAUAUGUUAUCCCAGCUGAGAUUGCACCCGUGUUGGACGUUCAGCCUGUUAACUGUGCAAACGACAGCCAAUCAAACACAGCAGAGACCGUUUCACCCCCACCUACACAAUCAGCAGGAAAGAGCGAUCUGGAGAUGUCUGUGCUACGCAGACAGGAAAUAGUCUUACAGCUUCAGGAAGAAUACUAUUCACUCAAAAUCAAGCAUCUGAAACUCAAGAUGGCCAAGGAUCCCUGACAGAACGAGGAGUGUAAACUGUUCUGCUCUCAGCUGGACUGUUGAAAUUAUCAAUGUCUAUGUGUCUGUGCAUCUCAUAUUCCUUGUAGUUCAUAUUACAUAUUUUAACCAGUAGAUGGCAAGGUGGUUACUUCAUAUUUUUCCUGGUGUCUACAGACAUGUCCAAGAGAAAUUAACAGGUAGGUCUAGAUCUUUCUUUAAAUAUGCAAAUAUUUAUAAACAUUUGCUAAUUUUUAUGGCAGUUUUUUUUAAGACAUUAUUUUGCAAAAUACUCUCCAUUGUCUCCACUAAACAUAACUUGUCUUAUUAUAAAUGAUUUGUUGGUUUAUGUAAAACCGGCUUUCACAAUAAAUUCCCGAUGGAUAAC
This is a messenger RNA of Carassius gibelio (silver crucian carp), 1558 nucleotides long. RefSeq lists its product as uncharacterized. NCBI's taxonomy places the organism in Eukaryota, Metazoa, Chordata, Actinopteri, Cypriniformes, Cyprinidae. The coding region runs from base 76 to 1191 and encodes 371 amino acids. The transcript has 3 exons. The record is from RefSeq and is a predicted model, not a curated record.